AUGUUAAGUUUAAGAGUAAUUUUAGCUCUAAAUACAUUUUUGUUUGGAGCUCUAUAUGGAGAGUGUGCUCGAUCGGUGCCAGAACUAAGCAAUAAUAAUUUAAAGAAUUCACUCAUUGAAGCUCAAUCGCUUGGAAGAAUCGUUAACCGACAAAGCCAUAAGGAAAUAAUAGAUCAAAAAAUCGUACAACAAGACAGUUAUGGAAACGAUAUAACUCGGUCUUCGAAUAUUGAUUCAGGGUAUCCGUGUGUCCAUGGGAUACCUCAGAUGAACGUAAUUGAAAUUCCUCCAGUUACACAAACAGAGUUUGAAACUCAAAUCACCAGUCACUCAACUGUUUCAGCGGGAUUUCCAAUGCAAAUUCCGAAUCCACGUCCAGCUCAGCAUAUUCAUUACCAUUACCUCGUUCCGAAUGAGACUCCUACAAGACCUAGCAUAACUUAUGCAUCACAUUCGGAAUUAAAUCUAGAAAAUAAAAAUUUUGUGGCCACGGCAACCCAGUCAUCGCACAUAUAUGAGCAUUACGAUCAGCUUCAAUAUAGCAAUCAACCUUUAUACUCCCAUGCGGAACAUAAUGGAAAUCUUUACGAUUCACCAGAUGAGCAUCAAGCUCAAGGAUCAGAAAAUACAUCGUUUUAUGAAUCGAUAAGAAGUCCGAUCGAAACUUUUAGAAAACCUAUUCCAAGUCAUACGCAAGACUCUAUUUUAAAUACUGUUAAACCGGAAAUUGUUCUGAAAGAGCAAUUCAAUCAAAGCCAACAAGCAAUUGUGUUAACAACAAAAAAACCUGAGGUGUUCUUUAUAAAAUACCAAGAUAAUGCAAAUAUUAAAACAACGACAUUUCCACCAAACCAUAAACCAGAUGAUUCUUCAGAUACGAUUUCUGACGGCAGCGGUUUGAUAGACAUACGAUCUGGAAUCGAUGAAAGUAACACCCUGGAUAGUGAACACGAGUCCAAUGAACAUUCCUCAUAUAAUGUUCCCUUAAAUUAA
Messenger RNA from Drosophila serrata, 993 nucleotides. RefSeq lists its product as uncharacterized. NCBI's taxonomy places the organism in Eukaryota, Metazoa, Arthropoda, Insecta, Diptera, Drosophilidae. The record is from RefSeq and is a predicted model, not a curated record.